Messenger RNA from Cantharellus anzutake, 1759 nucleotides. RefSeq names its product WD40-repeat-containing domain protein. The transcript has 4 exons. Gene Ontology annotation, cellular component: nucleus. Gene Ontology annotation, molecular function: protein binding. Bases 1 to 1335 code for a protein of 444 amino acids. NCBI's taxonomy places the organism in Eukaryota, Fungi, Basidiomycota, Agaricomycetes, Cantharellales, Hydnaceae. The record is from RefSeq and is a predicted model, not a curated record.
AUGAGCAUCUUGAACUAUGAAUCCCCGCUACCGAUCUAUGCGCUUGAUUGGGCAAAAACUCCUGGUGCUGGGCCAUCCUCGCACCUCCCUCGUUCCAACUUCCGACUCGCACUUGGCACGUUUUCGGAAGACUUUAGAAAUCGCGUACAGAUAAUAGGGCUUCCAGACGAAUCCCCUUUGCAGGAAAUUAUACCCGAUGACCCUUAUGCUUCUUCGACACCAUCUAACGCGCCGGAAGGCAAAUCGGACUUUGUGGUUCUCGCAGACGCGUUACAUGGCUACCCUAUAACGAAGAUCGGCUGGGAACCCUCCAGCGCAUUUAGAGAACCAUGGAAGGAUGUCUCUUCAGAACUCCUCACUAGCACGGGAGAUGCACUGCGGAUAUGGGAGUUCACAGAGCAUGAAGGGAAACAGAUGAGUUCGUAUGUUGGGCGAAGCACCACCGCUUCUAUCGGGAAAGUCCAACAAAAAGUCGCACUUUCUAGCACGAAAAAUCCAAACCCCAUUACUGCACCCCUCACAUCGUUCUCCUGGAAUACCAUCAGCCCUCACCUUGUGGUGACCUCAUCAAUAGACACCACGUGUACAGUCUGGGACCUCUCCGCUUCAAACGCUGUCACUCAGUUGAUCGCUCAUGAUCGAGAGGUGUACGAUGUAGCAUGGAUUCCAGGUUCUGUAGAUUCUUUCGUCUCAGUCGGGGCUGAUGGCUCGCUCCGCGCUUUCGACCUGAGGAGCCUUGAUCAUUCUACGAUUUUGUAUGAGACGCCAGCGAAGCCAGUCGCGAAACCGCCGACGACGCCAGGACGCCCCAGUCAAACGCCCAACGCGCCCAUGACUCGAGGGCCGACACAACCCCUUCUGAGAAUCGCUUUCAACCCUUUGGAUGCCAAUUUCCUUUCUACCUUUCAUGCCGAAUCUCCUGAUGUACAAAUUCUGGAUAUGAGGAGCCCGGGUCGACCUGUUGUUGAGAUGAGAGCACACUUGGCAAAUGUAAACGCAGUAGGAUGGAGUGCAAUAGAAAAUGGCUUGAUAGCCUCUGCUUCUGAUGAUUGUCAAUUACUUAUCUGGGAUUUGUCCAGCACCGGAGUCCUUCCAUCUCGACCGACUCCUUCAUCUCGGUCACCUCAUCCGGAAUCUUCGCAGAAUGUUCCCACUCGUAGUGUAACGGAUCCAGCGCUAGCGUUUUUCAGCCCCAGCGAAAUCAAUAACAUGGUCUGGUCCCCACCACUUGUGGGACUUGACGCAGCAGGGAGGCCAUACACAGGUAAGGGAGGCACUCAAACAGAAUGGAUUGCAUGUGCAUAUGGUAGGAGCGUCAGAGCAAUUCGUGUGUGAUCUGUGCAUUAUAUUCCUAGAUCUUCCUGUAAGCAGUGUAAUUCACAUCGUUUGACACUCUGUGAUGCGAGUGUCGAGCGUAUGGUGUACAUCAUCUUGACAUAACCUUCGACACGCUACCUCCAUCAUAGGCGCCAUCUCGAGAGCUUUCACUGCUCCGAACAUAGUCAUAAGACCUUGGGGUGUAAACGCCACACCACUGCCCCUGGUCCGCUAAGCGCCGUUCGAUAUGCUGUUUAUGAUCCCUUAGCCUCUGCUGCGGUACAAAUUUUUUUGUGUCUCGCUCUCCAGUCGCUGCAAUGACAGUGAGCUCAAUAUACCAGAACAGUAAUGGCUCGCACCACUCACGCGGUUUGGCAUUUGCGAUCACAAUAAUUCACCUUUUUGCACCUGGAACACCUCUCCAGUUCCCUCCCAAUAUCAG